Astrephomene gubernaculifera is the source of this 3600-nucleotide messenger RNA. NCBI's taxonomy places the organism in Eukaryota, Viridiplantae, Chlorophyta, Chlorophyceae, Chlamydomonadales, Astrephomenaceae. The record is from the annotation of a GenBank genome assembly.
GGAUUACCAAGUCUGCCAACCAGGGCAGUUGGCCGUAGGUUCAGGUGGUUUAAUUUAUUGUAUUAAAGCUGUGGCGCCGCACUUCAAUCAGGCUGGGCUUUACACUCCAAACAGAUUUUUUUGACGCGUUGACUUGCUUAAUUUCGCAACUAGCAUAACUAUCAGCUUGCACCUGGUUUCCUAGGAUUUUGGGGGCCCCGUAAGGGCACAAUCGAUAUGGACAAGCUUUUAGACUUCGGCUUCCAGAACAUCGAGCUAUGGCGCAGCGAGGAGAUGGAGCUUGUGAGGCUGCUCAUACCGAGCGAGAGUGCCCACGAUACCGUGGCGGCCCUUGGCGAGGUUGGCCUACUUCAGUUCAAGGACCUUAACAGCGAGAAGAGCGCCUUCCAGCGUACUUACGCCAACCAGGUCAAGCGCUGCGAUGAGAUGGCACGCAGGUUGCGCUUUUUCCGUGAGCAAAUCGACAAAGCAGGGCUUGCCCCAGCUGUGCACGGGACUCCGACGGGGAAGCAUGAGCUUGACGACCUCGAGAACAAACUUGAAGAGCUUGAGAAGGAGCUUAUUAGCAUGAACGACAACUCCGAGCGCCUUGACCGCACUUAUAACGAGCUGGUUGAGCUGCAGGUGGUCCUGGAGCAUGCGGGAAAGUUCUUUGACAAGGCCAAGGCCAACGUCCGGGCGGACGCGUUCGAGCGGGAGUAUUCGGGUGUGGAGACUUCUGAUGCACCGUUGCUGGAGACGGGGGCCCAGGAGAAGGUUUCGCGGAUUGGCUUUGUGGCGGGCACCAUCCCAGCGGACAAGGUGAACGGCUUCGAGCGGCUGCUGUUCCGCGCGACUCGCGGCAACAUGUACCUCCGGCAGGGCUCCGUGGGGAGGGUGAAGGACCCUAUUACCAACGAGACCGUCAACAAGCACGUCUUCGUCAUCUUCUUUGCUGGCGACCGCUCAAAGAUUAAGAUCAUGAAGAUCUGCGAGGCCUUCGGCGCCAACCGAUACCCCUUCCCCGACGAGGCGGCUCGCCAACGGCAGAUGGACAGCGAGGUGACGGCACGCAUCCGGGAGCUGCAGACCACGAUCGACGUUGGCGAGCGGCACCGCACGUCGCUGCUGCAGACCAUCGCCACCAACCUGGACGAGUGGACGACGCUGGUGCGGCGCGAGAAGGCAGUGUACCAUACGCUCAACAAGAUGAACGUGGACGUGACCAGCAAGGUGCUGGUGGCGGAGGCUUGGGUGCCAUCGGUUGCGAAGGCGGACGUGCAGCGGGCCCUGCGGGAGAGCGCCGAGAACAGCAGCACACAGCUCAAUGUCAUCAUGCAGCCCGUCCUCACGCACGAGCAGCCGCCCACCUACUACCGCACCAACAAGUUCACGUCGGCCUUCCAGAACAUUGUCGACUCGUACGGCAUUGCGCGGUACCGUGAGGUCAACCCCGCGGUGCUGACGCUCAUGACCUUCCCUUUCCUGUUUGCCGUCAUGUUCGGCGACUUUGGACACGCCAUUCUCAUGAUUGCUUUCGCCGCCUUCUUGGUGAUCAAGGAGAAGAAGCUAGCGAAGCAGGAUCUGGGCGACAUGCUGUCCCUGCUGUUCGGCGGUCGCUAUGUCAUCCUGCUGAUGGGCAUCUUCUCCCUCUACAUGGGCCUUAUCUACAACGAGUUCUUCUCCAUGCCCACCGUCAUCUUUGGCCACACCAAGUUCAAGUGCUACAAUGCUGACCUGUCGGAGAUCGUGAACGCCCGUGGCCAGCCGAUCACCAACAUGAUUGACCCCCGCGACUGCAAGAUGCUCUACAAGGGUGUCCUGAAGAUGCCCCCUGACAGCGCGCCCAUCGUCUUCGGGAUGGACCCCAUCUGGCACGGCCGCAAGACCGAGCUGCCGUACCUGAACUCCGUUAAGAUGAAGAUGUCGAUCCUCUUGGGCGUGACGCACAUGGACUUCGGCAUUCUCAACUCGCUCUUCAACAACCUGUACUUCAGGGACACGUUGUCAACGGUCUGCGAGUUCAUUCCUCAGAUGAUCUUCCUCAACGGCAUCUUCGGCUACCUGUGCCUGCUGAUUGUCAUCAAGUGGUGCACGGGCAAGCUGACGGACCUCUACCACGUUAUGAUCUACAUGUUCCUGUCGCCCGGCUCGGGCCCGGAGAACAAGGCGGAUGAGCUGAUCAACGGGCAGGGCGGCCUUCAGGUGUUCCUGCUGCUGGUUGCCUUCUUUGCUGUUCCGUGGAUGCUGCUGCCGAAGCCGCUGAUCCUCAAGAAGCGGCACGAGGCCAUGCAGGCUGCCAAGGGCCGGUCGGUCGAGAUGACCCAGAACUACGGGGCGCUGGCUGACGACGAGGAGAGCCGCCACCGGCCGCACGGCGGCGCCCACGGGAGCAGCCAGUCCCAUGGUGGAGGCGACCACGGCGGUGGCCACGGUGGACACGGGCACGGGGAGUUUGAGUUCGGCGAGGUCAUGGUUCACCAGAUGAUCCACACCAUUGAGUUCGUGCUGGGCGCUGUGUCCAACACCGCCUCCUACUUGCGUCUGUGGGCUCUGUCGCUGGCGCACAGCCAGCUGUCCGGUGUCUUCUACGACCGCGUGCUGAUGCUGACCAUCUCCAUGAACAGCGUGCCGGCUAUGAUUAUCGGCUUCUUCGUCUUUGCCUGCGCGACGCUGGGCGUGCUGAUGGUGAUGGAGUCGCUGUCGGCCUUCCUGCACGCGCUGCGCCUGCACUGGGUGGAGUACCAGAACAAGUUCUACAAGGGUGACGGCUACAAGUUUGCGCCCUUCAACUUUAGCGACCUGAAGCAGCUUGAGGAGUCUCCGGGCCAGUAAACGGCCCUCUGCUAGUAGGAUGACGUGGGGGAGGCGCCAUGCAUGCAGCAGCAGCGGCAAGGCGGCGUUAGUAGAAGCAUGACGGCCGCCAGGUUGUGUUUCGCGUAUAAUGAGGCAGGGAAUAGCUUUAGGCACACCACCCGAAGCUGUGGCUUUAGCUACGAGCGCAUGGUUGGAUUGCAACUAGGAGUGUCGCUGGCCAUGUAGGCUCCUGCCUUCAACAGGCGCAACUGUAGGCACGGCACCGCGGUUGGGAAUGGGGCAUGGGCUGUAAUUGGCGGCUUCUGACUGAGAGAAUGUGUGUAUGUUCGACUUGGUUAUCUAGCUGCUACUGCCCACUGGGAUUGGCAGAGACUGGCGCUGUGGGUCCAUAGCCUGUGUGCUCUGCUCGAUGCAGGCAACGUGGAUACAUGCUGCAGAGGGUUAAGCGAGAACUUGAGUGCGAUUCUUGCGUGACUGAACCCGCAUGGGUGCGUGAAAAACCAUUAUAAGUGCAAGUAGAUGGGGAGUACCGUAUAUGACACCCUGUUGGGGCAAGGGUGCGUGAGGUUUCACCGUCGUGCAAGGGUGCGAUUGUGCCCCCAAACCGGUAACCCGUGCUUGGUGGCGUGUUUCGGAAGAAUUGGGGUUCAAUCUACCCUUACCAGUUAUAAAUUGUAGUGCUGGCAAUUGAUCGAGUCUGGGCGCACGUUUGUCCAUGACGCUUCUGCUCGUAUGGGGUUCAUGAAUACGUGGUCGUCUGGACACAUUGACCUUUGGCCUCGAUGUGUAAGGGAACAUGCGUCU